Oikopleura dioica is the source of this 405-nucleotide messenger RNA. Lineage: Eukaryota; Metazoa; Chordata; Appendicularia; Copelata; Oikopleuridae. The record is from the annotation of a GenBank genome assembly.
AUGCGACUUUACGAGAUAAGCAGGCGAGAGAUUGGAAGAAAGCUCUAUCAGGUCGGAUUCCUAACUCCUGGUAAAGAAACCAACAAGAAAAUCGAGGAGCACAUGAAGAAACUGGCGAAGAUUGAGUACGAGCUGCAAGAAAUUGAGAAAGACAUUGAAUACAACAGACGGAAGCUUCUGCUGUCAAGAAAGAAGGUGACGAAGCAACCAUCGGCAAAGAUUUUCUUUAUGAAAGUGACGCUACGACAGGAAGAACAACAAAAAAGAAUAAGGAAUCUCGAUAAGCUACGCAAAGACAGAAUUAAAAGAGAAAAAUACAAAAUUGUGGUUGAAUCGAAGCUUUACAGACUCUUGACGACAACCGACACUGAAUUGCUCCGAGAAAGUCCAUUGAAAUCAAAUUAA